UCCCUCCCGCUCCCUAAACUCAUCGUCUUCGAUCUCGACUACACCCUCUGGCCAUUCUGGGUAGACACCCACGUAACACCACCUCUAAAACCCAACUCCUCACACACAAGUGCCACAGAUCGAUACGGCGAAGACUUUGGUUUCUUCAGCGACGUCCCCGCCAUCCUUCACGCCCUGCCGCGCGCCGGUGUUAAAAUCGGCGUAGCGUCGCGAACUUCUGCACCGAGCCUUGCGCGCGAUUUGUUAAAGAUGCUACAUAUCACUGGACCAGAGGGUGGAAAGCCGAAGAAAGCGCUGGAUGUGUUUGAGGGCUUGUUGGAGAUUUAUCCGGGGUGUAAGAUUAAGCACUUUGAGAGUCUGCAGAAGAGGACGGGGAUUAAAUAUGAGGACAUGUUGUUCUUUGACGAUGAGGCAAGGAAUAGAGAUACGGAGAGUUUGGGGGUAACGAUGUGCCUUGUUAGAGAUGGGGUUACGUGGGGGGAGCUUGAGAGGGGAGUUACGCAGUGGAGG
Messenger RNA from Fusarium redolens, 510 nucleotides. Its product is annotated as magnesium-dependent phosphatase-1. NCBI's taxonomy places the organism in Eukaryota, Fungi, Ascomycota, Sordariomycetes, Hypocreales, Nectriaceae. The annotation marks the transcript as partial. The transcript has a single exon. Gene Ontology annotation, molecular function: acid phosphatase activity. The record is from RefSeq and is a predicted model, not a curated record.